AUGGCAGCCUUGCUGAGACCAGCACACUGGCUCUUACGCUCCGGGACGACCCCGCGACUCCCUCUUUUCCUGCGUCUCCUCACUGGCGGCCCAGGCCGGAGGCACGCCGUCCCUAGUCUUCCAGCCGCUCGAGUGGGGCCAGUUACCGGAGAGUUCGUCAGUCAAGCCAGGCAAUAUGCUAUUGCUGCUGAAAAAAAGAAUUACCUGCAAGAGGAGUCAAUGUCUGCUCAUAGAAGGAGUGCCAGUCAGUUUGAUUGGGCUCUAAUGAGACUAGAUAAUUCUGUCCGAAGAACUGGUCGCAUUCCAGAAACACUUCUACAAAAAGUCUUUGAUAACACAUGCCACUCAGGUAGCCCAGGUGGUAAUCAAGCUUUGCUUCUACUGCGCAGCUGUGGUUCUCUCUUGCCUGAAGUGAAGCUCUCAGAGCGAACAGAAUUUGUUCAUAAGAUAUGGGACAAACUUCAGAAAUUGGGUACUGUGUAUGAUGUAAGUCACUACAAUGCAUUACUUAAAGUGUAUCUUCAGAAUGAAUAUAACUUUGCACCAACUGACUUCUUGGCAAAAAUGGAGGAAGCAAACAUUCAACCAAAUCGAGUGACAUACCAGAGGUUGAUUGGCGCUUAUUGUAAUGUAGGAGAUAUUGAAGGUGCCAGCAAGAUUCUUGGAUAUAUGAAAAACAAGGAUCUUCCUGUCACCGAGGCAGUGUUCAGUGCCCUUGUGACAGGGCAUGCAAGAGCUGGAGAUAUGGAGAAUGCAGAAAAUAUCCUCACAGUGAUGAAAGAGGCUGGAAUUGAGCCGGGCCCAGACACAUACCUAGCAUUGUUGAAUGCAUAUGCUGAAAAGGGUGAUAUUGAUCAUGUUAAGCAGACUUUGGAGAAGUUGGAGAAGUCUGAUCUUUACCUUAUGGACCGUGAUUUAUUGCAAAUUAUUUUUAGCUUCAGUAAAGCUGGGUAUCCUCAGUAUGUCUCAGAAAUUUUGGAAAAAAUUAAAUAUGAAAGAAGAUAUAUUCCAGAUGCAAUGAAUCUCAUUUUGCUUCUAAUCACUGAAAAAUUGGAAGAUACAGCAUUGCAAAUUUUAUUAGCAUGUCCUAUAUCAAGAGAAGACAAUAUGAGUGAUUUUGGAAGUUUCUUUUUACGGCAUUGUGUGACAAUGAAUACGCCUGUGGAGAAGCUGAAAGACUACUGUAAGAAGCUAAAGGAAAGCCAGAUGCAUUCAUCUCCUUUUCAGUUCACGCUGUAUUGUGCUUUAGUAGCCAAUAAAACUGAUUUGGCAGAAGCGCUCAUGAAGGCUCUAAAAGAAGAAGGUUUACCUGUCAGAACUCAUUAUUUCUGGCCAUUGAUAGUUGGACAUCAGAAGGAGAAAAAUGUUCAAGGUAUAAUUGAAGUUCUCAAAGCUAUGCAUGAAAUAGGAGUCAGUCCUGAUCAAGAGACAUACAUAAAUUAUGUGUUUCCAUCCUUUGAUAGUAUAAAUUCAGUACGUACUAGUUUACAGGAAAAUGGAUGUCUGGUGGAAGACAGUAUGUUUUUGCAAGCUGAAUUGAGAAGUGAAGCAUUAAAUGGGAACUUAAACUUUGUUUUAUCAUUUUUGGAAUCAAAUUCAUUGCCAUUCUCAUUUAAUUCUUUGAGAGGCAGUCUCAUUUUAGGCUUUAGAAGGAAUGUCGAUAUAAAUCUCUGGAGUAAGAUAACAGAACUGUUUUACAAGGAUGGACGCUAUUGCCAGGAGCCUCUAGGACCAAUGGAAACUGUUGGCUAUUUUCUUUAUAACUUGAUUGACAGCAUGAGUGACUCAGAGGUACAGGCCAAGGAGGAGCGUUUGAGACAAUACUUCCAUCAGCUGAAGGAGAUGAAGGUUAAAAUUCCUGAAAAUAUCUACAGAGGCCUUCGUAAUCUACUGGAUAGCUAUCAUGUUCCAGAAUUGAUUAAGGAUGUUAAUAUGUUGGUUGAAAGAGAGAAGGCAGACUCUCAAAAAACAUUGCAACUUACAUCAUGUGAUUUGGAGACUACACUUAAAAAACUGAAAGCUGAAAAUCAACCUAUAAGAGAUGUCCUAAAGCAACUCAUUUUAACACUGUGUUCUGAAGAGAACAUGCAAAAAGCCCUUGAAGUGAAAGCACAAUAUGAAUCGGACAUGGUUGUCGGUGGCUAUGCAGCUUUAAUAAAUUUGUGCUGUCGACAUGACAAUGCAGAGGAUGCAUUGAACCUGAAACAAGAAUUUGAUUGUUUAGAUUCAUCUGCUGUCCUUGACACCAGAAAGUAUGUAGACCUCGUAAAAGUAUUGGGAAAGCAUGGCAAGCUCCAAGAUGCUAUUAACAUUCUAAAGGAGAUGAAAGAGAAGGAUGUUCUUAUCAAAGAUGCAACAGUCUUGUCCUUUUUCCACAUCCUAAAUAGUGCAGCUUUAAGAGGUGAAGUUGAAACAGUAAAACAGUUGCAUGAAGCCAUCGUGACUCUAGGGUUAGCGAACCCAUCCACCACCAUAUGUUCCCCAUUGGUCACUGUAUAUCUGGAAAAGGAUGACUUAAAUGCCGCUCUUGAAGCCUCCAUUGGCUGCUAUGAAAAAUAUAAAAUACUACCAAGGAUUCAUGAUGUCUUAUGCAAACUGAUAGAGAAAGGCGAGACUGAUCACAUUCAGAAAGCAAUGGACUUUGUCAGCCAAGAACAAGGUGAAAUGACGAUGCUCUAUGAUCUGUUCUUCGCCUUCCUACAAACAGGAAAUUACAAAGAGGCCAAGAAGAUCAUUGAGACUCCAGGCAUUAGAGCUCGCCCUGCAAGACUUCAGUGGUUUUGUGAUAGGUGCAUUUCAAAUAAUCAGGUUGAAACCCUGGAAAAAUUAGUGGAACUGACACAGAAACUGUUUGAGUGUGAUAGAGACCAGCUAUACUACAAUCUGUUAAAACUAUAUAAAAUGAAUGGUGACUGGCAAAGAGCUGAUGCCGUCUGGAAUAAAAUACAGGAAGAAAAUAUCAUUCCUCGUGAGAAGACAUUAAGAUUAUUAGCGGAAAUCCUUAAGAAUAAUAAUCAGGAGGUUCCAUUUGAUGUGCCUGAGAUGUGGUAUGAGGAUGAAAAAUAUCCCCUGAAUUCUUCAUCAUCCUUACCAGUAGAAGUUAGUAUCCAGAAAAACCUGUUGAAGGCUUGCCAAAAGAAGAAAUCUAAAGAUGCAUAUAAUAUUUUCCUGAAAGCACAAAAUCAAAAUAUUGUAUUUGACAGUGAAACUUACGGCAGUCUUAUACAAUUACUGUUGUUGAAGGAUAGUUUCACACAAGCAAUGCAAGUGAAAAAUAUCGCUGAGACCCACAUCAAGGGCUUCACACUGAACGAUGCUGCCAACAGCCUCCUCCUCAUAACGCAAGUUAGGCGGGAUUAUUUGAAAGAUGGUCUGUCAACGUUAAAAACUGCCUUGGAUCUAGAUCAGUUGCCCUCUAGGGUAUCGGUGACUCGCCUGAUACAGGCGUUUGCCCUGAAGGGGGAUGUGGAAAGCAUCCACACAAUUCAGAAGAUGGUAAAUGGACUGGAGAAUUCGAUUGGACUUUCAAACAUGGUUUUCAUCAAUAACAUUGCUUUGGCACAAAUAAAGAACAAUAACAUAGAUGUGGCAGUAGAAAACCUUGAAAGUAUGCUUACUUCAGGGAAUCCAACCGUGGAACCCCAGUACUUUGGUUUAGCAUACUUAUUCAGAAGAGUCAUAGAGGAGCGAUUGGAGCCGGCAAUGGAAAAGAUAAGCAUCAUGGCAGAGAGAUUGGCCAAUCAGUUUGCAGUUUACAAACCUGUCACUGAUCUUUUCCUGCAGCUUGUGGAUUCAGGCAAGGUGGAUGAUGCCAGAGCCCUCCUACAGAGAUGUGGUGCAAUUGCUGAGCAAACCCCCAUUUUGUCGGUCUUCUGUGUCAGGACUUCUCGGACACCUGGAAAGGCACCAGCUAUGAAAUCUUUGUUAGAAUUGAUUCCUGAAUUAAUUGAAAAAGAAGAAGCAUAUACUUCCAUCAUGAAAAGCUAUGCCCUGGACAAAGAUGUCACCUCUGCUAAAGCAUUGUAUGAACGUUUGACUGCCAAGGAUGUAAAAUUGAAUGAUUUGUUUCUAAAGCGUUAUGCAGUUUUGCUGAAGAGUGCUGGAGAGCCUGUCCCAUUCACUGAGCCCCCUGAAAGCUUUGAGUUUUACAUAAAGCAGUUGAAGGAAUCAAAGGAAAGCCCUGAAAGCCCUUUGUGA
Messenger RNA from Chrysochloris asiatica (Cape golden mole), 4197 nucleotides. RefSeq names its product leucine-rich pentatricopeptide repeat containing (gene LRPPRC). Bases 1 to 4197 code for a protein of 1398 amino acids. Gene Ontology annotation, molecular function: protein binding. NCBI's taxonomy places the organism in Eukaryota, Metazoa, Chordata, Mammalia, Afrosoricida, Chrysochloridae. The transcript has 38 exons. The record is from RefSeq and is a predicted model, not a curated record.